Molecule: messenger RNA, 5013 nt
Organism: Carassius gibelio (silver crucian carp)
Lineage: Eukaryota; Metazoa; Chordata; Actinopteri; Cypriniformes; Cyprinidae
Product: elongator complex protein 1
Exons: 37
Coding region: 958-4917 (1319 amino acids)
Biological process (GO): tRNA wobble base 5-methoxycarbonylmethyl-2-thiouridinylation
Cellular component (GO): cytosol; elongator holoenzyme complex
Molecular function (GO): tRNA binding; protein binding
Source: RefSeq, a predicted model, not a curated record
UUUUCAAUGAAUCACUUAAACCUGUUUGCAAAACCGGUCUGAAUACUUUGAUUUUAAAUUGGACUAAAUAAUUCGUGAUUUGUAUAAGAAUCGGUGACUGAACUGGUCUGAUGUUCGUUUCCACAAAGACAACGAUACCCAACUUUAUAGUCUAAAGUCUUUUUGAACUCUUUUGGUAAUGACGAAACUUGCGACGCAGCGACAGUAGCCAACUGUUAGUUGCUUUUAGGAAACGCACCCCUGAGCAGUCAGCUGAUUUAUUUAAGACAACCCCGUUUAUAUCGGACCUGUCAGAUUCAUUAUGAACAAACUAACCACGAAGAACCGUCUCUGUCGAACCAGUCCGAUUUGCAGUGAUUCGAGUGAGUCUUAUGCGAUAUUUUGUCAACUCUCCCUCUCUCUCUCUCUCUCUCUCUCUCUCUCUCACACACACACACACACACACACACACACACACACACACAGACUGACACACAGUUUGUUCUGAAACGUAGAGAAGACCUAUUCGAAUCCUGAAGAUCUAUUAUUUAUUGAGCAGAAUUAUCAAACUGACCAAAAAAAAAAAAACGAAAUUACACCUUGGUUAAUGACAAAUAAUCGAAAAAAAUAAUGAAAAACAAAAAUAUGUGAACACAUAACUUCAUUAAGGAUUGGAACCUGAAACUUUUGGAGCAUGAACAGCAGGUUUUAUUUUUCAACCUUUUCUUUGAAGAGACCAGUUCAAAAGAACCGAUUCCUAAAAAUGAAUCUGAAGUCUUUCCUCCACGACGCCAGAGUGCGCACUUGCGUGCAUAAUCAGUAUCACACUGACAUUUCUUCUACGAUGUCAGAGUUCAGGCCGCACUGACUACAACGUGCGUGUGUUGUGAAUGUGUAUACUGCAAAUGAUCAUUUACAUCAUAUAAAAAGACACAAAACACGACAAGAUCUCAUCUUGUUGAAAGCAUCUACCCUAAAAUGAGAAACCUCAGUCUGCUGCAGCGCUUCAGGUGUGUGGAUCUUUCUGUCCCGGGAUCCCCGCAGUGCUUGACCAUCAGGAGCGAGACCGGGACCGUGCUGGUGGCCUCUGAGCUUGCCAUCACAGAGUUUGACCCUCAGACCGAAGAGGUUUAUAAAGAGGUUUCGCUGACGGCAGAUGACUAUCUCCCAGAGGAUGGUAGUGGGGUUGUGGUGGCGAUACAAGAUCUGCCAGAUCAGGAGUCAGUGUGUGUGGCCACUGCCAGUGGUGAUGUCAUUCUCUACAACCUCAACACCAGUCAGUUAGAAUGUGUUGGCAGUGUGGAAAGCGGUCUGACUGGCAUGACGUGGAGCCCGGAUCAAGAGCUGGUUACUCUGACCACAGGUCAGGACACCGUUAUCAUGAUGACCAAGGACUUUGAGCCAAUAACUGAGGUUGCAAUCAAUCAGGAUGACUUUGGUGAAGAUAAGUUCAUCACAGUCGGUUGGGGGAAGAAGGAGACUCAGUUUCAUGGCUCUGAGGGCAAGCAGGCCGCCCAGCGGAAAGCAGCGGAAGUGCAGCCUGCCCUGCCAUGGGACGACAGGAAGCCAAGAAUCACUUGGCGUGGAGAUGGGCAAUUUUUUGCUGUCAGUGCUGUUUGUCCUCAGACUGGUGCUCGAAAGGUUCGAAUCUGGAACCGAGAAUGUGUCUUGCAGGCCACCAGCGAGGUUGUUAACGGUCUGGAACAGCCUCUCUGCUGGAAACCCUCUGGAAGCCUGAUCGCUUCCACGCAGCGGCACCCUAACAAACACAGUGUGGUGUUUAUGGAAAAGAACGGACUGAUGCAUGGAGAUUUUACUCUUCCUUUUGGAAAGGAGCAGGUCAAGGUAAAGGAGCUGCUGUGGAACAGUGACUCUACUGUACUGGCUGUUUGGAUGGAGGACUUGAAGCCCGGAGAGAACGACUAUCUCAACACAUACAUUCAGCUGUGGACAGUUGGGAAUUACCACUGGUAUCUAAAGCAGAGUUUGCACUUUGGCAUUGAGCCCCUCAAGGCUCCGGUCUGUGUGUGUUGGGAUCCUGAGAAGCCCUUGCGUCUCCAUCUCCUGACUCGAGGAUGGGCCAGCUACACCUACGACUGGGGCUGGAGCACGCAACGUAGCCAUGGCAACGAUUGCCAUGACAACGCCAAUGUGGCAGUGAUUGAUGGAGAUAAAAUCCUGGUGACAACAUUCCGCCAGUGUGUGAUCCCUCCACCUAUGUGUGCCUUUGAACUUCAACUUCCAGUUCCUGUUAACUUGGUCACCUUCCAUUCUCAAGCCCAGAGGACCAAUGAGCUCGCUGCUCUCACAGCUGAUGGCCAUAUCUAUGUAUACGGUCAAGGUGGUGGAGUUGAAAAUGGAGGUGCACCCGCCGGGAUACCUGGCUCUAAAGUCGUCUCAACACCAUUAGUCUUAAGAAAGACAUACAGGGUCUCCAUUGAUCAGGAGGAACCUCUGACGCUGCGCUUGCUGUUGUGGUUGAGUGAGGAUUUGUUUUUGGCUGUGACCCACGGAAGAUCAUUGACCCGCCUGCUGAAGCUCACCCCACCGGACAGCCAGGACCCCAAGGACACGCUGGAGAUCAGGUCAGACGUUUCAGUGGAUGGUUUUGUGAUCAGCUUGUGUCACAGCCUCAGAAAUGGCACUGUGGCUCUGCAACUUGACGACGGACAGAUCCGGAAAGUUCAAAUGGACUCUUCAGAGCUCAGUCUAACAGAAUGGAAGGAUUCUACUGGCAAUACCAUCAACUUCCCCCGGCCUUGUGUUCAGACGGCACUAUGUACCCUCAGCGGAGAGGAACAUUUGAUAGGCCUCACAGAGAGAUCACACCUCUACAUCGGUGACUCACUGGUGGCCUCCAAUAUCUCCUCUUUUAUAGUUUAUGAUGACUUCCUUUUGCUCACCACACACUCUCACAUGUGCCACUGUCUCAACCUCAGCACACUCUCUAUUAAAGGUCUGCAGUCAGCUCUGAGCUCAGAUGCUAAUCAGAAUGAUGAGACUGUACGCAAGGUGGAGCGAGGCUCUCGUCUCGUUUCUGUGGUUCCCCAGGACACAAGACUUAUCCUGCAGAUGCCACGAGGGAAUCUAGAAACCGUCCAUCAUCGAGCUCUCGUACUUGCUCAGCUCAGAAAGUGGCUUGAUAGGCUCAGAUUUAAAGAUGCUUUCGAGUGCAUGAGGAAGUUGAGGAUCAACCUCAACCUCAUUUAUGACCACAAUCCAACUGUGUUUCUUGACAACGUUGAGAUGUUCCUGAAACAGAUCGACUCCAUCAACUACAUCAACCUGUUCCUCACUGAGCUUAAAGAGGAAGACACCACUACAACAAUGUACCCUUGUCCUUCAAGCUCAGCCUCCAGUUCUGCCUCAGGGAAAGGAGGGAAGAAGGUGGACAUCAUCUGUGAUGCCUUACGGUCAACAAUGGAGACUCUCGACCCGCAGAAGUAUUGUUUGUGUAUUCUGACAUCACACGUGAGAAAAACGACACCAGAACUGGAAAUCGCUCUACAGAAGGUCCAUGAGUUGAGAGUCAACCCAGCCAGCGGCAGCAGCAGUGUGAGCGCAGAGGAAGCUCUGAAGUAUCUUCUCUUCCUCGUCAACGUGAAUGAGCUGUAUGAACACUCCCUCGGCACCUACGAUUUUGACCUAGUGCUCAUGGUGGCUGAAAAAUCUCAGAAGGACCCUAAAGAGUACCUGCCGUUUCUGAACAUGCUGAAAACCCUGGAGCCGAACUUCCAGCGCUACACCAUCGAUAAACACCUCAAGAGAUACAGGAAGGCCUUACAUCACCUCAGCAAGUGUGGUGAAGAACACUUCACAGAGUUGUUGUCCUUGGUGAAGGAUCAGAGACUGUACAGUGAGGCUCUUGAGCUCUAUCCUUCAGACAGUGAGCAAUACAAGACCCUGAGCGUGGCCUAUGCAGAGCAUCUAGUGGAGCAGCAGCAGGCGGAGCAGGCGGGACUGUUGCUGUGGAGAUGUGGAGAGAACGCCCGUGCCCUGCAGGCCUUCAUCAGCUGUACGAGCUGGAGAAACGCCCUCGCUGUGGCCACACACAUCCCAUUACCACCUGAACAGCUGCCACUGCUCGCCCGAGACCUGGCAGAGAAACUUCUGGAGGCCAGAAGGCAUGUAGAAGCCGCUCUGUGUUUGGAGCAGUAUGCUAAGGAUUGUGAGGAGGCCAUCUCUGCUCUGAUACAGGGAGCUGCAUGGGAAGAAGCGCUCCGAUUGAUUUAUCUGUACAACAGACAAGACAUCAUUGAGACUAAUCUGAAGUCUGCACUUCUAGAUGCUCACAGUAAUCAGACGUCUUUCUUGGAGUCCCAGAAGGCUUUGUUCAUCCGUCACAAAAACCGCCUUGCUGUGGUCCGAGAACUCAAAGCCAAGGCCAGACUGGAGUUAUUUGAUGAGGACGGCCCCGACUGUGCAGACGCUGAGCUCUACUCAGAGGCCAGCAGCGUCUUGACCGGCAGCAAUCUUGGCUCAAAAUACUCGCGCAGCAACUCGCGCAUUUCAUCGAGGUCGUCUAAGAAUCGGAGGAAAGCGGAGGGAAAGAAACACAGUCUGAAGGAAGGAAGCCCAUUUGAGGACAUUGCCCUCCUGAACGCACUUAUUCAAAUCAUCACCACUGUUGAUAAGAUGAGAGAGGAAGUUCACAGCCUGCUGAAGGCUCUGGUGCUCUUCCAGUCUGACGGUCUGGCCAGCAGCCUGCAGAGAGACUACAGUGAGCUGCUCCAGCUCAUGGAAACGGCCCUUCCAGAGAUCUGGACUGAGAACCUGCAGCAGGGCCAAACUCCACUCACAGGUCCAAACUCAACAGCCAAUAGCAUUAUGGCAUCAUUUCAACAUCAGCGACCCGCUGCGCCUCAUCAAGACACAGAAGCCCCGACUGCUCCAAAAUUGAGGAACAUGGUCAAGUGGAAACUCAGCAUUAUUAAAUAGUUUGCAUGUGUCUUCAGGCUUUUUUUGUGUGUGAAUUGUUUUUGCAAAUGUCUAUUUUAUGGGAUAUUAUGGAAGAAUUAAAAAUUAUGAAAUAUU